Paramuricea clavata is the source of this 4683-nucleotide messenger RNA. Lineage: Eukaryota; Metazoa; Cnidaria; Anthozoa; Malacalcyonacea; Plexauridae. The record is from the annotation of a GenBank genome assembly.
AUGGUAUUUCGAGCGCGCUAAUUUAUUGUUAAGAAUACAAAAAAUUUGCUAAGAAAGAUAAAAACCAAAUAAAAACUUGCUUCUGACUUGUCCGCCAUGUUGUUAAACAAAUCACCAUGGAAAUAACAAUAUUAUCCUGUUUAGCCGCUGCAUCCAUGCCGAUAGUGGCGCUGGCGCGAUUUCAUGAUGGCGACGGAUAUUAUUUAUAUCACGCGAAGAACGCGUUCGGCUUGCAGCAGUAUAAAUCUAAAGUAUUCCUACUGCAUUAUCAGGGGAUCAAAGUUUCUUAGGAAUAUAUGGAAAGCGUACAUUUAUGAAAAGAAUACCAUUUAAUGUGUCAAUUAUACGUCCUAUAGUGCUAACCAUGUUAUUCUAAACUCGUAAAACAAUGAAACGAGUAAUGAAUGUCAACUUUCCGAGUUUAACUUAUAAACAUUAGUAUCAGGAGUGGUUGAUUAUCGCAAUUCUGCGUUAUCUUCAUCAUGAAUUUUGCUGCUGCAGAGCCAAAGAAGCCAUUUUGCGUGUUAUUAUCCGUGAUAUAUAUUAAAUGAUCGUUGCCAUGACAACUAAAUGUAGCUUAACUUCAAGCCCUUGUCUAAACAAAUGUUAUAAUACUUGAACAGUAACAAUUGAAGGCUUCGUUGAUUUUUUAUAAAUUUUAAUAUAUAUUCUUGAAUUUACAAUCUUGGACCCAGGCAUUAAGUGGCAGUCCCGCUAAGAGCGGUCCGAUGACUUUGACUUCGGAAAAUAGAUUUCCUUUAUUUUUUGUGUGUUGAAAGGCAUUGGUACACAAGUGUCCAAAAUAAAUUUAUUUUUUGAAAAUUCUUUUUUAUGGCUUCGCUAGACGCCGAAACUCAUUUUACCCGUGCAGAGAUAAUUUCAAGCAAAAUCGAAGGUUGAAUUUCGGUAAAUUGUAGAGCCGCGCUGUGUCAAAACGCCUGACUAUUUCCAAAUUUCAACAACAUCAACAAGUUAUGAUACAAUUCAGAUUCCCUGUUCCAAAAAAUAAGAGCAUUUGAAUAAAUUGUGAAUAAACGACAGCAACUUGACGGCACACCGGUUUUUGCUUCUUGUUCGGUCUACAAAAUUACACUAAAAUCGAAGCCUGAGAUCUCCAAAUGGGGACCUAAAAUUACGCUGAAAUGUGCUUGGCUGUAAUGAUUUAUACUUAUUUUCAGAAGAUCUGAAGAAAAACCUGCGGGUAUCAAUCUGUAUUUGGCGCGAGUUAAGAUUUUCUGGAGCCCAUAAUCAAUGAUUUUUGCAUAAUUUAUAGCUAAUUAACAUAUUUCUUGAGAGGCGCUAAAAGUAAACAAUUUCUUUCUGACUAACAUAACUCAGAUGAAAGAGACUACCACAGCUAGUAAUACCCUUUUUGUAAAUAUAGUCGUAAUGUUCUUUUCCUGACACGCUGAGAGAGCUUUGUUUUUGAAUGUUAUGCCACAUUUAUUCAGUCUGACCAGAUUCAUAAAUGUCACGAACUUGUAUAUUUCAAAAAUAUACCAGAAAUCAGAAUUCAGAAAGACCGAUUAUUCUUUCAUUGAUUCAGUUGAUUAAUUUAGUUGAUUGAUUUAAAAAACUAUAAGUAUAAUAGAACAUUCCACGUGUUUCCAUUGCCCCUAUAUAGGCCUAGAAUUGUUAUCAAUAUGUUCUAUUUUUCUGUGGCGACGGCAUAUUAACAAAAUACGACACAAAAAUGUACAUUCGAAUUUAUGACCGACAUAUCAGAAUGUUAUUUAUGAAGUUUGAAUUGAAUUUACUUAACGCGAAAUAAAUACUAAAAUAGGAAUUUUCUAUGCUGGGUUUAUAGUCCUGUUCGCAGGCUAGGUUUAUAGUAAAAGAAAAAGCAUAAUUUUAAUUGUAUGUAAUUUCGAUGAAUACUAAAAAAUUAUACGCAUUGUUUAUAUAAAUUAGCUAACAUUUUUAACAAAAAUAUCAAUUUUAUAAAUAAUCGAAUUUCAAUAUUUUUCUUUGAAAAAAAGUAUAUUCGUGAGCUCCAUAGCUGAGAAUAAAUUUCAAAAGUUUGUGAAUUAAAAUUCACCAGACACAAGUUUGAUAUUUUUGUUAAAUAACUGAUCAGAAUGCUUAUAGUUUAUUUUGUUACAUGGCUAAAACAAACGUCGCUACUAUCGUAAUAAAUGUGUAAAUGUUAGCUAAUUUAUAUAAACAAUGCGUAUAAUUUUUUUUAUAUAGUAUUCAUCGAAAUUACAUACAAUUAAAGUUAUGCUUUUUCUUUUACUAACCCAGCAUAGAAAAUUCCUAUUUUAGUAUUUAUUUCGCGUUAAGUAAAUUCAAUUCAAACUUCAUAAAUAACAUUCUGAUAUGUCGGUCAUAAAUUCGAAUGUACAUUUUUGUGUCGUAUUUUGUUAAUAUGCCGUCGCAACAUAUUGAUAAAAAUUCCAGGCCUAUAAAGGGACAAUGGAAACACAUGGAAUGUUCUAUUAUACUUAUAGUUUUUUAAAUCAAUCAACUGAAUCAAGGAAAGAAUAAUCGGUCUUUCUGAAUUCUGAUUUCUGGUACUGAUAUUUUUGAAAUAUACAAGUUCGCGACAUUUAUGAAUCUGGUCAGACUGAAUAAAGGUGGCAUAACAUUCAAAAACAAAGCUCUCUCAGCGUGUCAGGAAGAGAACAUUACGACUAUAUUUACAAAAAGGGUAUUACUAGCUGUGGUAGUCUCUUUCAUCUGAGAUAUGUUAGUCAGAAAGAAAUUGUUUAAUUUUAGCGCCUCUCAAGAAAUAUGCUAAUUAAUAGCUAUAAAUUAUGCAAAAAUCAUUGAUUAUGGGCUCCAGAAAAUCUUAACUCGCGCCAAAUACAGAUUGAUACCCGCAGGUUUUUCUUCAGAUCUUCUGAAAAUAAGUAUAAAUCAUUACAGUCAAGCACAUUUCAGCGUAAUUUUAGGUCCCCAUUUGGAGAUCUCAGGCUUCGAUUUUAGUGUAAUUUUGUAGACCGAACAAGAAGCAAAAACCGGUGUGCCGUCAAGUUGCUGUCGUUUAUUCACAAUUUAUUCAAAUGCUCUUAUUUUUUGGAACAGGGAACCUGAAUUGUAUCUUAACUUGCUGAUCUAGUUGAAAUUUGGAAAUAGUCAGGCGUUUUGGCACAGCGCGGCUCUACAAUUUACCGAAAUUCAAACUUCGAUUUUGCUUGUAAUUAGCUCUGCACGGGUAAAAUGAGUUUCGGCGUCUAGCGAAGCCAUAAAAAAGAAUAUUCAAAAAAAAAAAAUUAUUUUGGACACUUGUAUACCAAUGCCUUUCAACACACAAAAAAUAAAGGAAAUCUAUUUUCCGAAGUCAAAGUCAUCGGACCGCUCUUAGCGGGACUGCCACUUAAUGUAACUGAGCCGCUGAGGACAAGGUUCCUCACGCUAAGGACAAGGUUCCUCACGCUGAGGACAAGGUUACUCACGCUGUAGACAAGGUUCCUCACGCUAAGGAUACGGUUCCUCACGCUGUAGACAAGGUUCCUCACGCUGAGGACACGGUUCCUCACGCUGAGGACAGGGUUUCUCACGCUGAGGACAAAGUUUCUCACGCUGUAGACAAGGUUCCUCACGCUGAGGACACGGUUCCUCACGCUGAGGACAGGGUUCCUCACGCUGAGGACAAGGUUCCUCAAGCUGAGGACAAGGUUUUAUCACGCUGAGGACAAGGUUCCUCACGCUGAGAACAAGGUUCCUCACGAUGAGGACAAGGCUCCACACGCUGAGGACAAGGUUCCUCACGCUGAGGACAAGGUUUCUCACCCUGAGGACAAGGCUCCACACGCUGAGGACAAGGCUCCUCACGAUGAGGACAAGGCUCCACACGCUGAGGACAAGGUUCCUCACGCUGAGGACAAGGUUCCUAACGAUGAGGACAAGGUUCCUCACGAUGAGGACAAGACUCCACACGCUGAGGACAAGGUUCGUCAUGCUGAGGACAAGGUUCCUCACGCUGAAAACAAGGUUCCUCACGCUGAGGACAAGGUUCCUCACGCUGAAGACAAGGUUACUCACGCUGAGGACAAGGUUCCUCACGCUGACAACAAUGUUCCUCACGCUGAGGACAAGGUUCCUCACCUGAGGACAAGAUUCUUCACGCUGAGGACAAGGUUCCUCGCGCUCAGGACAUGUUUCCUCACGCUGAGGACACGGUUCCUCACGCUGAGGACAAGGUUCCUCACGCCGGGACAAGGUUCCCCACGCCGAGGAGAAGGUUCCUCACGCUAAGGACAAUGUUCCUCACGCUAGGACUAGGUUCCUCACGCUGAGCACAAGGAUCCACACGCUGAGGACUAGGUUCCUCACCCUGAGGACAAGGUUCCUAACGCUGAGGACAAGGUUCCUCACGCUGAGGACACGGUUCCUCACGCUGAGGACAAGGUACCUCACGUCGACGAGAAGGUUGCUCACGCUGAGACAAAGGUUCCACACGCUGAGGAGAAGGUUCCACACGCUAAGGACAAUGUUCCUCACGCUGACGACAAGGUUCCUCACGCUGAGGAAAAGGUUCCUCACGCUGAGGACAAGGUUCCUCACGAUGAGAACAAGGUAACUCACGUCGAGGAGAAGGUUUCUCACGCUGAGGCCAAGGUUCCGCACGCUAAGGACAAUGUUCCUCACGCUGAGGACAAGGUUCGUCACGCUGAGGACAAGGUUCCUCACGCUGAGGACAAGGUUCCUCACGGUAAGGACAAGGUUGCUCACGCUUAA